Messenger RNA from Anopheles nili, 2875 nucleotides. RefSeq names its product ribosome biogenesis protein BOP1 homolog. Gene Ontology annotation, biological process: ribosome biogenesis; maturation of LSU-rRNA from tricistronic rRNA transcript (SSU-rRNA, 5.8S rRNA, LSU-rRNA). Gene Ontology annotation, molecular function: ribonucleoprotein complex binding; protein binding. Bases 81 to 2711 code for a protein of 876 amino acids. Lineage: Eukaryota; Metazoa; Arthropoda; Insecta; Diptera; Culicidae. Gene Ontology annotation, cellular component: preribosome, large subunit precursor; PeBoW complex. The record is from RefSeq and is a predicted model, not a curated record. The transcript is spliced from 5 exons.
CUUGUGCUACACGUGCGCCGCCGGUUUGUCAUUCCAAGUGAUACAAAUAAGAGAGCUCGUUGGAUAAAUUCCUCGACAUAAUGGUAGCUAACAAGGAAAAGGCUGUAAAACGGAAAGCUUCCGAUAAAGAAACUACAGAAAAACAGAUCAUCCCUAAAGAGGAUGCACCCAGUGGGGAAAGCAAUGAGGAGAGUGACUACGAAUCGGAUACCGAUAACCUUCUAGGAAACAUCGAAAAUGAGGGAGAUGAUAGUAGCGACUCGGAUAAAGAGUACACCACGGACGAUGACGAUGAUGAGGUGCUGAGCUUUGAGAGUAUUGAUUCUGAUUUCGAUGAUGCAGAUUUGGGCAAAAUAACGCAAGGCAAUGGUGUCGCUGAUGAAGAGGAUAGCGAUGAGGAGGAAAACGGGAAUGAUGAAGAGGAUAGCGAUGAGGAGGAACCCGAGGACGUUGAUUCUGCCGAUGACGUUAACAGCGAUAGUUCACCGGAAGAAGAUGAAGGAGACGAGGAAAGUAGUUACGACGAAGAAGUCGACGAAGAAGAAGAUGAGUUAGCUGCAGAAGUUAUGGCGGCCCGAGCAGCGAAACAGGAUAAAACGAAAAAAGAGAAAAAUGAUAUGAAAAAGAAAGCAGCUUCCACCGGUUCGGACGAAGAAUCAGAUAUUCCAGAGGAUUACGAAGACGACGAGCCAAAGCUAGGUCGGAUUGAGGAUGUCCUUGGUAGCGGAGAAAAGAAAACGCGCGGUUUGGGUGUGUUUCCCACACUGCCAAAGAAGCAUGGAAAAGCAAAGGACGAGUAUGCGGGUGGAGACACAUCCGAUGAAGAGGAUAUCCGGAAUACGGUCGGCAACAUACCGAUGCAUUGGUACGAUGAAUACAAACACAUUGGAUACGAUUGGAACGCUAAGAAAAUCAUAAAGGCAAAGAAGGGCGAUGCGAUUGAUGAUUUCCUGCAGCGCAUGGAGGAUCCCAACUUCUGGCGUACCGUUACCGAUCCUCAGACGGGUCAAAAGGUGGUUCUAUCCGAUGCGGACGUUGGGCUCAUCAAGCGCAUCAUGAGCGGUCGUAACCCAGAUGCCGAGUACGACGAUUACGAGCCAUUCAUCGAGUGGUUCACGUCCGAGGUGGAGAAGAUGCCAAUCAACAACGUGCCGGACAGCAAGCGAUCGUUCUUGCCCAGCAAAGCGGAGAAGCUGAAGGUGGGAAAGUACGUGCAUGCGAUCAAAAUGGGCUGGCUCAAGACUAGAGCCGAAAAGAAGCGGCUAGAAGCGGCCCGCAGAGCCACCAAGUUCUACAUGCUGUGGGAAAGCGACCAUGGAAAGGAAGAAAUGCGGCGCAUUCACGAUCACGUUGCGGCACCGAAGCGUGCACUGCCUGGACACGCGGAAUCGUAUAAUCCUCCGCCGGAGUACUUGUUCGACGAAAAGGAGAUGGCCGAAUGGAAGAAACACGCCAGCCAACCAUGGAAACGGAAGCGUCAUUUCGUGCCGAGACAGUACAACAGUCUACGAGAGGUUCCGGCUUAUUCGAAGUUCGUCAAGGAACGCUUCCUGCGCUGCUUGGAUCUAUAUCUUUGUCCGCGUAGCAGACGUACGCGCAUUGCCGUCGGUCCGGAGUAUCUAAUUCCGAAGUUGCCGUCGCCACGCGACCUUCAACCGUUCCCGACACUGCAGAAUCUGAUCUACACUGGCCACACGGACAUGAUCCGGUGCAUGAGCGUGGAACCGAAGGGAGAGUACCUCGUCACAGGAUCAGACGACAAGACGGUGAAGAUUUGGGAAAUUUCGACCGCACGUUGCAUUCGAACGAUACCAACAGGGGACAUUAUUCGCUCGGUUGCGUGGUGCCCGAACAGCAAAAUAUCGCUCGUUGCCGUCGCCAGCGGGAAGCGAGUCCUUCUCAUCAACCCCAAGGUCGGUGACUACAUGCUGGUGAAGAAAACGGACGAUCUGCUGGCGGAAGCGCCCCGUUCCGACACGAUCGACUCCGAACGCAUCCAGGCAGCCGUCCAGUGGAACGAAGUCACGGAGGAGGAACAGAAGGCGGGCGUACGCAUUGUUAUCACGCACUUCCGCGAAGUGCGGCAGGUUACGUGGCACGGUCGGGGUGAUUAUUUCGCCACCGUUAUGCCCGAAGCGGCCUACCGGUCUGUCAUGAUCCACCAGCUGUCUAAGCGCCGCUCGCAGCUGCCGUUUUCGAAGAGCAAGGGAAUGGUGCAGAAUGUACUGUUUCAUCCGGUUAAACCGUGUCUUUUCGUCGCGACCCAACGGCAUGUGCGCGUGUAUGACCUCGUCAAGCAGAUGUUGCUGAAGAAGCUCUACCCCGGCUGCAAGUGGAUCUCCAGCAUGGCCAUCCAUCCGAAGGGCGACAAUCUGGUGAUCGGCACGUACGAAAAGCGGCUUAUGUGGUUCGAUCUCGAUUUGUCCACGAAACCGUAUCAAACGCUACGAAUUCACAACUCCGCGAUACGUAGCGUUGCGUUCCAUCUGCGGUAUCCGCUGUUCGCGUCCGCCGGUGAUGAUCGCAGCGUAAUCGUUUCCCAUGGCAUGGUUUACAAUGAUCUGCUGCAGAAUCCGCUGAUUGUGCCGCUGCGGCGGUUGAAGAAUCACGCCAGUGUGAACGAUUUUUCGGUGUUCGAUGUCGUGUUUCAUCCUACCCAGCCGUGGGUGUUCUCUAGUGGUGCAGACAAUACGGUGCGAUUGUACACAUAAAUGAAAGCGUCCGAUUUCCCUCGAUUCCGAACGUUUGUUUUUCCUUGGCGAAAAGUGUACUAAUAAACUGAUGGAACUAGCAGACAGGCUUAAAUAAUUUCGGCUUGAUCAUUGUUCAAUAAAUCACUACGAGACCGGUUAAAUAUCUGCUGUUCCGUACGGCA